Exophiala xenobiotica is the source of this 975-nucleotide messenger RNA. RefSeq lists its product as uncharacterized. The coding region runs from base 345 to 884 and encodes 179 amino acids. The record is from RefSeq and is a predicted model, not a curated record. NCBI's taxonomy places the organism in Eukaryota, Fungi, Ascomycota, Eurotiomycetes, Chaetothyriales, Herpotrichiellaceae. The transcript is spliced from 2 exons.
UCCGGGGGGGGCGCCUUGCCUUAUUACCUUGAAGAGAUGCAAGAGCCCGUGUCAGUAUAACCAGGGCAGACAACAGAUUUAUUAAUAUCCCUCCAGCACAUUCAACGUGUGUUGGACCCUCGAUUACCAUCAAUUCGAACUCAGACGCCCAGCAGAUUGCGAGCUGACAAACUUACAAUGGAGACGUUACCAUCAACUCCUCGGCGUCAGGGCAGAUAGCAUUAGACGGCAUACAGGAGACCAAUGGAGACUUGACCUGCAGAGACGCUAGACUACUGACAGCGAUUACCUCCGACCAGCUUAACACGAUUACCGGCACAUUUGGGCUAUAUGGCCUCACCAUCAUGUCAACCCUUCAGUUCGAUUCGCUUACCGAUGUUAGCAGCAUCCACUGGGACUGUCUUCCUGCUCUACAAGGGCUCAAUUUUGCAAAAGGAGUCUCGAAACUGAAAUAUAUCUACAUUAACAAUGCUCAGCUGAACAGUUUAAGCGGAUUCGCGCCGACUACUCUAACUAGUAUCGAAGGCGAUAACAAUCCAUAUCUUGCAAACGUUAACCUGAACGGCGUGAAAAACAUUAAAUGGGCGACGUUCUCGAUUAAUGCGGCUAAUCUGGUGGUCUCCUUUGCCGACCUCGAGGAAGGGGAGGAUUUCGGUUUUAACGACAUGGGCGGCCUUUCUCGACCAUCGCUGCCUAAAGGCUCCGGGUCCAUGGGAAUUUCUCGUAACCUUCUCGAGAGUCUGGACAUGGCAGCCUUGACCGGGAUAGGCGGCACAUUAGAGGUGGCUGAUUCCCCUUUUUUAAGCACUCUGUCUUUUUCCCUCCUUGUCGCAGGUUGGUGGCGGGUUGUACAUCGGGAAGAACAUCAGGCUCGACGCGAUUGAUGGAUUUCCGCAGCUUCAGACUGUGAUCGGAGCAUUAUUUCUGGGCGGAACGUUUGAUAGUGUCUCGUUCCCAAGGGUUACUGACGUCGGG